GGCUCGCUCCAGUGGAAAGAAGACCGCGAGCGCGCAAAGACAACCCCGAACAUGCCCCGAUUUCGGAUUUAGUUGUGGGGCGGCUCUCGGCGCUAGACGCUUCGCUUCGCUUUGGCGCGGCAAUGAUUUUACGGGGACGUCAUCCAGAUCCGCCCCCAGAAAGCAGUACGUAAAUUUCGUCAAUCGACACUACAGCGACGACUCUUGCGAUCGCAAAGACCCAGCUGCCUUGACCUGUAAUUCCGAGUCGCAUACGCCAGAAUCGAAGCCCACACACAAUACGUUCACAAGCAACAUGCGCACAUCAAUCCAGACCGGCGUACGAGACGUAUCUCGCCUAUGCGCGAGAUGCCGGCGACAAGCGACAAUGGCCCGGCCAUCCGGUGCGGUGACCGUGGCCGCCGCCAGCAGUCCGUUAGCUACAACACAUGCACGAUGGGCAUCUGGAGUAUCGUCUGUGAUUCCCAGUCAAAAGCGGUGGAUGUGCAAUACCGUUCCGCUGUCACGGCCGGCGACGGCGGCACCAGACAGCGAAACAGCGACCGCCGCCGCGAGCACGCCAGACAACACCAUCCCCAAGACGCACUACGACUUCUUCCCCAUUACCCUCCCCGACGGCCCGCCACCCAAGGGCCACUUCCCCAUCGACCAGCGCGCCCUCCGCCGCGAGUUCCUCCGGCUGCAGGCCAAAGCUCACCCGGACAUGCACCCGGCGGAGCUCAAGACGCGCGCGGAAGCGACGUCGGCGCGCAUCAAUGAGGCGUACAAGACGCUGUCGAACCCGCUCCUGCGCGCGCAGUACCUCCUCUUGCUCCGCGGCGUCGACGUGGCCGAAGACGAGACGCUAAAGGUCGAGGACCCGGAGCUGUUGAUGGUGGUGCUCGAGGCGCGCGAGGAGAUUGAGGAGGCGACGGCCGAGAGCGAGCUCGAGGGCCAGAGGGAGGCCAACGACGGGAGGAUACGCGCGAGCGAGGAGGUGCUCGAGACGGCGUUCCGGCACGACGAUAUUGAGACGGCCAAGAGGGAGGCGGUGAAUCUCCGGUAUUGGGUUAAUAUCCAGGAGAGCCUGAAUAACUGGGAGGCCGGGAAGCCGAUUGUUCUGCAGCACUAGCUGGAGAAGUCACGAUUCUUCUAAACGAAUUAAGCAAACGGUGGACUUUUCUAUAUAAAAUGGGAAGGAAGAAAAAAAAAAGACGAAAGAGAGAGAAGAAAAAGC
Colletotrichum phormii is the source of this 1216-nucleotide messenger RNA. Its product is annotated as Fe-S protein assembly co-chaperone HscB. Gene Ontology annotation, cellular component: mitochondrion. Lineage: Eukaryota; Fungi; Ascomycota; Sordariomycetes; Glomerellales; Glomerellaceae. The coding region runs from base 296 to 1111 and encodes 271 amino acids. The transcript has a single exon. The record is from RefSeq and is a predicted model, not a curated record. Gene Ontology annotation, molecular function: ATPase activator activity; protein-folding chaperone binding. Gene Ontology annotation, biological process: [2Fe-2S] cluster assembly; protein complex oligomerization.